AUGUUUAGAUUUUUAUCGCAAAGGUUUUUUUCGUCCGCCUAUGGUAAUUUAAAAAGAGUGAAGCCGGAGUAUAUCGAUUUUGAAACUAAUUUUCCCAAGGUCAAAAUUAACAAGCCGGUGGUAUCGUUGCCUUUUACAAUGGAAAAAAAUCUGAAGCUUUUGAAAAGUGUAGAAACUCCUCAGAUUCUGUCCAACUGCCGAGUCGUAGAACAGCUGUCAAUAAGAAGAGUUAAAUUUUCCGGCAGGAAUAACACAGGAAGAAUCACGACUCGUCACAGAGGAGGCGGCCAUGUUCAAAGAAUACGACUAAUAGACUUUAAAAGGCAGAGGAAAGACAUAUACUCGACGGUUCUGAGAAUCGAGUACGAUCCCACCCGGAGUGCACACAUUGCACUGAUUCAGUACGACGACGGAGUUCUAAGUUACAUACUGUGUCCAGCGGGCGUUUAUCCCGGUACAAGGCUUCUUUCAAGCUCAUGUGCUCCACUGUUGCCAGGAAAUUGCCUUCCGCUGAGGCAAAUACCGGUUAAUACGAUUAUCCACAACGUCGAAAUUAGACCCGGGGCAGGAGGUCAAGUUGCCAGGUCAGGAGGAGUGUUUUGUACAAUAACAGAGAAGGAUGAAAAUUUUGCAACACUAAGGCUAUCUUCAAGUGAGAUUCGAAGGUUCCCACUCGAAUGCUGGGCAACAGUAGGACAACUGUCGAACAUUAAACACGAUGAAAGAGAUCUUAAGAAGGCAGGAACGAGAAGGUACCCCAAAUGGAAAAUAGUAGUAUUUAGGAACAUGGGAUGGAGGCCCACAGUGAGAGGAAUUGCAAUGAACCCAAAUAAGCAUCCGCACGGCGGCGGUAAUAAGAAAGGAACUAAGAGGCCAAGAUGUUCAAUUUGGGGAAUAUGCAAGGGCAUGAAAACAAGAACGAGAAAGAAGCCCCUCGGACUCAUAAUAAAAAGGAAAGUCUGCGGCCGCCUAAUGAAAAAGUUCGGAAUUGCAAAGAGAGUUUAA
Theileria orientalis strain Shintoku is the source of this 1005-nucleotide messenger RNA. RefSeq names its product 50S ribosomal protein L2. Lineage: Eukaryota; Apicomplexa; Aconoidasida; Piroplasmida; Theileriidae. The record is from RefSeq and is a predicted model, not a curated record. Gene Ontology annotation, molecular function: RNA binding; transferase activity; structural constituent of ribosome. Gene Ontology annotation, cellular component: ribosome; large ribosomal subunit. The transcript has 6 exons. The coding region runs from base 1 to 1005 and encodes 334 amino acids. Gene Ontology annotation, biological process: cytoplasmic translation.